Messenger RNA from Chaetomium fimeti, 1554 nucleotides. RefSeq names its product purine nucleoside permease-domain-containing protein. Gene Ontology annotation, cellular component: endoplasmic reticulum. The record is from RefSeq and is a predicted model, not a curated record. Gene Ontology annotation, biological process: transmembrane transport. Lineage: Eukaryota; Fungi; Ascomycota; Sordariomycetes; Sordariales; Chaetomiaceae. Bases 412 to 1554 code for a protein of 380 amino acids. The transcript has 5 exons.
ACCCUAUCCAAUGAUGAUAAAGACCCAGGUUUUAGCUAUGCGUUUUGGCGUACUCCACCCGAUCAAAAAGAGGCCUUUGCGACCGUGACACAUGUGUGAUGGUGCCAUGAUCUCACCAUCGGCUCCUAUCCAAAGUCAAAUGCUUGAUUCAUUUGUGAACAACCAGUAAACAACUAGUAUUCAGGGAUAGAAGAACCUGAUCAACCGACUGAGGCCAUAACACUGCCUAAUUCACAAAGGGAGUGAUAGCAUCCUCCCUCCUUUCCACGGGCCCAACACCACCGUUUUCUGGGGAGCCAUCGCGAAGGCCUCACCUAGGUACCUAAGCAUCGCGAAUCCUCGUGUCUUUAAUGUCGUCUCUACACUGCCUGCCUAAGCAAUAAUAAGUAUGGCGUCGCAUUAAACGUCGCCAUGAGGCCCCUACGAUGGAUGGCGGCCGCCAUCUUAGCCCUGUGGUACCUGGGCCUAGCUUCAGGUGGUGUCAUCCAGAGAAACGACAUCAUCAAACCCAAAAUCAUAAUCAUCAGCAUGGUAAACAAACACACCUCCACCUCCUUACACCUCCCCCGACCCCCAACAUCUCGAACAAGACUAACCCACCCACCGACCACCAGUUCACCCCCGAAGCCGAAAUCUGGCAUCACAACCUCCCGACAACCUCCCCACAACCAACCCCCCACCCCCCCGCUCGGCGACCUCCUCGCCCUCAACAUCACCCUCCCAGCCCUCUCCAUGAUCCACCCCACCGUCCACUGCACCUUCACCGGCGAAAUCUGCCAACUCACCACCGGCGAAGGCAAGAUCAACGCGGCCGCCAUCCUCACCGCGCUAACCCUCUCCCCCCAAUUCGACCUGCGACAGUCCUACUUCCUCGUCGCGGUCAUCUCGGGCAUCGCGGGCGUCGCGGGCGUCAACCCCGCGGCGGAGCGACGCUGGGCGGCGUGGCGCUGGUGCGGUUCGCCGUGCAGGUGGCGCUACAAGCACGAGUUUGGCGCGCGCGAGAUGCCGGCGGGGCUUGAGACCGACUAUGUAUGUGGCGUUUGGGCCCGCGGCGCCGUAUGCGUAUCCGGUGAUUCUGUGUAUGGGACCGAGGUGAUGGAGGUGAAUGGGGCGUUGAGGGAUCGGGCGUUUGAGUUCCAGUUGCGCGGAGGGGGGUUCGGAGGUACAUCGGUUUGUGGUGGGGGUUGGGGGGCCGAGGUGGUCAAGUGCGAUACCGCGACGAGUGAUAGGAUCACGGAGGCGCAGGAGGAUAAUGUCACGCUCGAGGUGCUGGUGAGGAUGGCGGUGCAUGGGCUGGUGGACCGGUCCAACUUUGACCGCCCGGCCCCAGACGUCACCCCAUACGACCACCUUCUAGGGCGUCAUCAGAAUGGUUUCGAUAUUGCCAUCGAGAACAUCUUCCGCGCUGGGAUCGAGGCCGUGAAACGCAUCCUCGAGGACAGGGACGGCCUCUUCCUCAAAGGCAUUCCGGCUCCCAACUACAUAUGGAAAGACGGUCGCAGGGGAUGGUUUGACGCAUCCACCAAAGGUCCUGUCGUGGUCGUGGUGGGAUAA